AUGGCCUUCGCCAAUGGAGUGUAUCAGAUGCAGCCGUUGUACAAGCUGGCCAUCUACACACUGGCUAGCCAUGCCCCUGGCCUCGCCGGUCUUGUUGCAUUUCAAUACAUCGCCUUCAAGAGAUCUAUCAGCGACGUCUCCCUCCGAGACGGCUCUGUGAUACUGUGGUUUUCGAUGUUCGCCAUCACGGCUUUCACUUGCAGCGCCGUGCUCGCGAGCGCAUCGUUUAUGCUCGCCGAUUACUUGCGGCGGAUAGCGAUUGACAAAGCCAUGUUGCAAGGCUUCGGGCUCCAACUGCCUGCCAAAAGCCUUAGGCACAAUCGCAUCGGAGUUUCUACGGUUUUCUUGGCCUUCGUGAACUUGGCAUUGCUGUUCGUGGAGCUCUGGCAGAGUGUGGUGUUCAGCAGAAUGCCCCUGAAAGACGUGCCUUUAGAAGGCAUCCAGCGCGUGCUGCCGCUGGUGCUGUACCUAGCGAGCCUGCAUGGACUUGCGCGGUCGCCAAAGGUUCGAUGGCAUGAAUGCCAGUGGCUCAUGCGAAACGCGCGACCACUUCCGACUUUCCUGCUGAUGGAAAGAGAAGACAUCGAGCAGGUUCAAUGGUCUCAGGCAUGGAUGCGCCAGAAGAUCUGGGCAGUCCGUCAACCGUCAAGGGAAGAAGGCAUUGAGCUCGCGUCUCGCAACAGGACAGACGAGGUCAGCGUCUCAAGCCCAGCACUGGAGCCUGACGUGUCUGACAAGUUUUUCGCGGAUCUCCCUUCGCUGGUAGAAAAGGUCCCUGCUCUCAUGUCUCACCGCCGUGGUGCGCUGCCAGUACACCUGCUCUUGGUUUUCGUCUUUCUAGCUUUGCUGGUGUAUCUCCCAGCCGCAAUGCUCCAGAUUUACAAGAGGCUUUUCACGCCGCAGAUCAACAACUUCGAAGUUCAUGGAGGCCAGUUCUUCGAGGAUAAGGGCAAGGUGCACUACUGGAUCGUGCCGGACGAGGGUGAAGAUCAGGUGGUCCUGCGCUUGACUGCAGACACAUCCACGGCCAGCUCCUUUUAUGUUUGCCCAGGCGACAGCUGUUGGGAGCCUCUGCGCAGGAAAGCGAACAUGCGGCUCAACUCCCAACAGCUCACCAUGGAGCUGUCUCGAGAGAAAUUCGGCAUGCGGAGCUCCUUUAAGCUGUGCGGAUUCUUUACUCGCACCGUCUACGUGGCCGUGGUAGAUCUCCCGAAGGUUCAGAUCACUCUUGGGACGAUGAGCAGGAGUGCUGUCGUGAGCGGCCAGCCCUCUGCGUUCAGAAGCAAAUUCCCAAGUGAGAGGUUCCAAGGGGCCUGGGAGUCUGACUCGGGGAAGAAAUUUCUUCUGAACUUUGCGAGCAGCGAGCUCUUUUACAAGUUUGCCAGGCCAAGCGCUAUCAUGGCGACUGAACAAGCGGCUACUUCCCAGCCGGACCGGAGGCCGAGGACGCCGGGCUCUUCGCCGAUCCGGGCGAGAUCCCCGGCUGCGCCUUCGACACCGCCGUAUGGUGACGGCCUGGAUGGCUCUGGCGGCGGCGGCCGGAGACCCUUUGCUGACUUCAGAAUGGAUGCGGCUCCUCGGUGGGAUGGUGAGAGACCGGAGACUCAGUACAGGGAGUACGCGCGGAAUCUCCGGAUGUGGCUGGUGGAGGCAUUGGAGCGAUUGCCUCCGACUUUGAUCGGGAAGCGGAUCGUGGACUCGAUCCCCUACGGCAGCCGGCUGUCUGCUACGCUGUCGCAUUUGACAGUUGAGCAGAUAACGGCCCCCGACGGCUACAAGGAGAUCGUUCGCCUGAUCGAGGAGCAGCAUGAGUACUUGAAGGUUGCAAAGCUGGAGCAGGCUUUUUCAGAGGCGAUCUUCAAGGGCAGCCUUGCUGAGCUGAAGAAGCAGGGCCUGGACUUGCUGGCAACGGAAGCCGGUGGGCACCUGCUUGGACAUUUGGUCUUGCGGCAGGGCGGCUUCACAAGUGACCAGCAACAGCGGAUCCGGGUGCUGACCGACGGCAGCAUCCAGUUCAAGAAAGUGGAGGAGGCGAUCCGGAAGAUCUUUGGAGACGCGGUGGACGAGGCUCCGCCCGGCCGGGUCUACUGGGGUGAAGGAGAUGAAGAAUGGGAUCAGGAUGGCGAGGACUACGCCUACGACUCCUAUGGCGGCGCCUACUACCAGGAUGCUGGAUAUGGUGGUCCUGAUGACGGGGCCGAGACCUACUUCCAUGGGCAGGAUGUGUUCUCCGAUCUUCUGGAAAUGGAUGAGGCUGGCGAGGUCUACGUGUGCCUCCACGAACCCCUUCCCCAGAUGCUCGAAGAGGCCGAGGCCGUGGAGUACGCCGGGGAGCUCAUGAACUAUGUGUACGGCGAGACGGCGGAACGUUGGGCCUCAAAGGGCAAAGGGAAAGGGAAGCGGCCAAAAGGAACAGGCAAGGGCAAAGGGAAAGACGGUGGACCAGCCAAGGCGGCCGGCAAGAACACCAAGGGCUUCGGGAUCUACGGGACGAGCUCCCAGGACCACCGACGAGCACUUCAGGAAGCCCGGACCAAUCGUGGGUUUUCCCGUGGUGAGUUCCAGAAGCCCCGGACCUCGAUUCAGGACUUGAAAAAUAGGAGCCGGUGCCAUCAGUGCCACCAGAUGGGCCACUGGAGUCGUGACUGCCCCCAGCGUCGAAGGGCUCCUUCCUUGGCGAGCACGCGGCCCAGCUCUCCCGGUGGCAGCACAGGUGGCCGGACCAAUGGUGGACCCACCGCCAACAUGUUUUUCAUGACAGAGCCUGGCCCGGAACCUCUGGGUGGUCAAGGCAUGUUUUGGUCUCAGGAGAUAGAAGCUGAGGCACAAGUGUUUGCGAUUUUUGUCGAGGAGCAGCUGCCGAAGGCGGUUUGUCAAUCUGACCUGGAGCUGCCUUCCGCUGCGAGUGCACACAUGAGUGAAGCCAUAGGUGAAUGUAGUGCGCUGAUCGACACUGCUGCGCAGCACAGGCUGAUUGGGGAGGAGACCCUGCACAAGCACGACAAACUACUUCAACGAGAAUUCCAACUUCGGGCGCAAAUAACAAACGAGGAUGGGGGCACUGUGCGCGGGGUAUGUGGGGCUGAACAAGUGACCAAGGUGGCAUACAUCCCCAUCGGGCUUGGUUCCAAGGCGGGUGUGCUCAGAGUCCAAGUGGUCCCCGGAAGUGUACCCUGCUUGCUGCCCGCCUACCUCCUCACAAAGCUCGGUGCUGUCAUUGACAUGUGCAAUCUGCUGGCUGUGUACACGGAAGCGAACACUUUUCAGUACAUGAAGCAUCGGCUGAGUGGACAUGUAGAAGUCAACAUCUGUGAGUUUGGGAAGCGAUGGUGUGUGCCGGAAAAUUACUCCUUUCUCAAGAGUGAAGUUUGGGACCAGGGACCGAUCCCGAGACCCCUUUCAGAACUCAGCGUUUCCGUGGUGAAUAGAACGGGGCAAACUCUCCCCUUGCCUCCGACGAUGGUGCUUUCGCAACCUCGACACCGCUCCCUGCGGAGACUGGCGGCUCAGCGAGAAGCCCUGGAGCGACGUGCUUUGGAGCUGCAGCAACGAGAGGCAGCUUUGCUGGCGCAAUCCAGCGCUCAGCCCUUCCGGCCGGCCAAUCGUUUGGCCAUGGUGGACGACGGCCAGGAACUACGACCUCGAGCAGAACAUGUGGGCCGAAGCAAGUUUCUGACACCCGUGUUGAAACCAACACCGGCGUGUCAGCACCUGGACGGAAGCACGGAGCGAACGCGGAUGAGCGAGUGGAACUCCAUCAUGAUUUAUCGCAAACCGGAUUACACCACUCCCCUCGCGAAGAAGGCCGAGAAGUCCGAGAAGUCCGACAAGAAGAAGGCUACGACGCGUCCUCCAUCUUCCCCGGCGACGAGCUCUAUGGUGCCACCACUGCCACUAGCAGCGAUCGACCGGAGGACGAGGCCUUCUCAAGCACCGGUGAUGGACAUUGGAACUCCCGACUCGCAGGCCUACCACAAUUCGGACAGGGAGCCGGAGUCCGACCUCGAGGUGAUCGGGCGCGACCUGCUGCAGAUGGAGGUGGACGGCCUGGAGCCGUCUGUGGAGCCACCAGCCCUGAUCCAGAAGUGCCCGAUGUGUCCUUUCGGCGGGCUUCACCUGAUGUACUACAAGCAGGAACAGAGGUUUGUGUGGCGAUGCGCGGGAGGUUCGAAUGGUUGCCACCUGGCGUGGCUGGGUCACCCCGAGAUGGAGCUGGACAGCACUCUGGCGUCGGAAUGGCCGGAGGUGAUCAAGGAGCACUACAAGCAUGGCGGCUACAACCCCGAGGUGACGAACGCCAAGUCUGUGGCCUCCGUGAGUUGGUGGAUUGGUUCUACGAUGGUGACCCGAGUUGCGAGUCCUCUUGGCACCCGGGUGAUCGCGGCCAGAUCGGGAAAGCAACGAUGGAACGUCCUGGAUGUGAACCGGUUUCCCUGUGCACCAUAUGAACUACAAGCGAUGAUGACCACUCUGGUGGUGCAGGAGGUGGACCAGGACUUCAUCGACUGCGUUCGGGAGAAUGACUAUGACCCGAUCGAGGUGACAUUGGAAAAGAAUGCCAAGAAGGAGCUGGCCCAGGCGAUCGACAAGACCAUCGGGACCAUGGACGCCUACUACGACCUCUGCGAAGAUGGUUUGGAAGAGGAUGGCGAAGGCUCCUGGGUCAUUCCCGGACAUCAGACUAUGCGGUGGACGGCAGCACAGGUCCUCGUAAUCCUGUACCGUUGGCCAGUUUUCCAGUCGUCGGGUGCUGCUGGCGGAAAUGCCGAGAACCAGGUCUACGUGUCGACCGAGGAGAUCAGUGUAAGGGAGAAAGCCGAGGUGUUAUGUGCUCAUGUGAACCUCGGUUGUGCCAAGGAACGUCGACCACCAACCCGACUUCCGGCGGCGACGCCGCGGUUCUACGACUUCAACGUGGUGAUCGGGGUCGAUGUCCUCUUUGUCGCCGGUGUCUCCAAGAAGGCCGAACACCCGGUGAUCAACAUUACCUGCCUUGGGACCCUCUACAGCACCUUCGGCUUGAUUGAUGCCAGGCGGAGGAAUUCAGCGCUGACCUGGAGUUGUUUCAACCGGUUGUGGCUCAGGGUUUUCGGGGCUCCUCAGUGUGUCUUCUUCGAUGAAGGAAAGGAGUUCACUGGUGGGCCAUUUCAAGAUGGGCUGGAGAUGCAUGGGAUUCAGCCUGUGGAGAUCAACAGGCAAUCGCCCUUUGAACUUGGAACAGUGGAACGACGCGGUGCUAUGUUCAAGGAGGCCUACUACAAGACACGUGAACUACGACAACCGCAAGAUCUUGAGGAGGUGGAAGCUUUGAUCUUCGAGACCUCCUGGGCGAUCCAGACGUUGACCAACAGGUCAGGAUACAGCCCGGCGCAGCGGGUAUUUGGGCGACAGCCUUCCUUGACCCUGGACAUGUUGGCCGAUGGUCGCGAGUACGCCUUGAGUACUUCGGCUGAGAACUACAACGACUUGAAUUUUCCGAAGGAGAACCAGUUCUGGUAUGGCGAGCUGGGCGACGUGGCUCACUGGCUAAAGUUGGGCCAUGCUAUGUGGUUCUUCAACGGGGUUUUCAAGCUCAGCGCUGCAGACCAAGCUGGACUGGAGGCAAUCCCGGAGGACAUUCUGACAGGGCAAAGACCAACGAGCCGGGACAAGAAGCUGUUUGAAAAGAUCCUCUUCGCGGAUGUGGUCUACCUCGACCGGGAGAUCUACGGGUCGUUUGUCGGGCUCACCAAGAAGUCCGGGAAAGAAUUAAAUGAGAGGAACUUCUCGAAGGACGAGAUGGCAAUGUUCGAUGCUGCCAAAGUGGCUGAGGUCGCCACGCUCGAGAACGGGAAUGCGAUUGAGUUCCUGAAGACGAAGGAGGAGGCGGACCGGGUGCGAGCUGAAGAAGGCGAUCGAAUCAUUCCCUCUAGGUUCGUUUUAACGAAGAAGGCCGGUGAACUGGGUCAACAGUGGAAAGCCAAGGCAAGAUGGAUUUUGCUGGGGCAUCGCGACCCGGACGUGUCGGAGAUGGAACGGCUGGUCAUCAUGGAUGUGACGAGCGCUUUUGGCCAGUCUGAUCCACAGACGAGGCCGCAGGGAAACCUGUACGCUUCUUUGCCGACUUCCGGCAUACCGGGCCGACCGAAGUGGACGUUGAUCCGUGUGCUCACGGCGGUGUACGGCUUGGUGAACGCUCCAGCGAGCUGGCGAAGAACGGUUCGGCGGGUUCUGCUGGAGCUUGGCUACGUCGAGAGCGUCUUCGACCCCUGCCUGUACUUCCUGGAGUUCAAUGAGGCUGAGCGCCAGGCCGGGGCACACCGCGGCUGCGCUGGUUUGGUGCUUCUGGACGUGGAUGAUUUCAUCCAAGGGGGCGAUGGGCGGCACCAGGAGCUCAUGGAGACCCUCAAAAAGCGCUUCAAGUUCGGCAAGUGGCGCAUCGUGUACGACAACUACGGCGAGUACCUCGGGAGGACGAUCCGCCAGCUUCCUACCUUUGAGAUCAGGGUGGACAUGGAGCGCUACAUUAUGGAGAAACUUCGGCCGGUGCUUCUGACAAAGAAGGGUUUGCAAGAUGGUGACGAGGCCGAGCUGAACGAGAAGGAGGUCACGAUGUUGCGUGGGGCAGCCGGCUCUCUGCUGUGGGUUGGACGGGAAUGCCGACCUGAUGUGGCUGCUGCUUGUGCGAUGUCUAUGUCGUGGGGAUCCAAACCUCCACAGAUUCGCCAUAUCAAGAUGGCGAACAAAGUGAUCUCCGAGCUCCAACGGACCUCCAAGGUGUUCCUCCGAGUUCUUCCGAUCGGACUCGAGCAUGGCAUCUGGAUGAGCGUGUCGGACGCCUCUUUGGCCAACGAUGAUGAGAAAUCGCAGGGCGGUUUCGUGAUCGCCUACGUGGACCGCUCGAUCCUGGAUGGGGCCAUGGCUCAGACCAGCAUCAUUUGCUGGAAGAGUCAUAAGCUGCGACGCGUCGUGAAAGCGUCGUUAGGAUCGGAAACGCUUGCAAUGGACGAUGGUUUGUCCGAAAUGGAAUGGUUGCGGGCGAUGUAUGCCGAGAUCUGCAUCCCGGAGGCCAGGGUGAUGGAUAUGUCCCGCUAUGGUACUGAUGAGUCAGUGGUGGCUGUCCGACAACCUGAUUGCGAAGACGACACCGUGCUGGUGACGGAUGCCCGAGCUCUCUAUGACUUGUACCAGAGACGAAGCGGGGCUGCCGGCUUGGAUAGACGAGCCCAGAUCGACGUCGCUGUCCUCGUGACGUCCGCCAAGGUGUUGAACGCCAAGAUUCAUUGGCUACCGGGGCCUUACAUGUUGGCCGACAGCACCACGAAGCUCAAAGAGACCUACGAUUUUUACAGGCGUCACCAGAAGAGAAACGAUCUGGAGGAGACGAACAUCCUUUUGACUGGACUCACCGGGGCAGGUAAGUCGUCUGCAUGUCGCUUCUUGACGAUGAAUGAAUCGUGCAGGUACUCCAACAGCUGGAGUUCUCACACGAAAAAUGUCUCUGAGAUUACUGGCCACGCCUUCGGAGAUGAGUUGCAACCUCGCUUGAACGUCUUCGACAUUCCCGGCUUUGGUGACACGGAGGGCCCAGCCGUGGACGAGAGACAGUUCAACGAAACCAUCAAUCACUUGGCUGAUACGGAAGGGCUGGAUGCUAUUUUCUGGGUUGUCAACGGCGCCAUUCGCCGCAAGCUAGGCAUCCGAAGACACAUGUUGCAACAGUACAGGAAAGCCUUCGGCUCCCAAUUUCUUGGGAAGCUGCACGUCAUCAUCAACUUCGUUCCCUGGAUGCCGUAUGCCACCCAAGAGCAGCUGACGGGCAAGUGGAUCGAAGAGUUCAGGGCAUUUCUGCUGUCAGAGGAGCAGGAAUUCAUGCAGGAUGCGUGGGAGAUGGUGGCAGACCGAGCAACGGGACUCAUCAGCAGGAGCCUGCAAGUUCGCAUCGUGGACAUGAACCCCAUGUACUUAGAGGAGAAGCUCCCAGUUCCGCUAUCAGCUCCAAUGGUCCACCGCCUACCGCCCUACUCCACGCCCAUGAACUUGGUGGAGUUGCUGGAUGCAGUGCGCGCAGUUGCCGAUUUCGGGAACUCUUCUGGCAAAAGGCUCGUAGUGAAUGCUGCGUGCCCGCUCCGUGGCUAUGGAGAAGUGGACAAAAGCCGAACGAGGAACGAUUUGCAAGCGACUCAGGACGGGCCCUUGUUGACAGUGACGCUGGAGGGUGAAUUCCUGGGCAGGGGCGACAGUCUGCUGGCCCAGUCUGCCCGCUUUGUGUGCGGCCAUGCCCCAGCUGACUCCGUGGUUUUUGUGAACCAGAGCGCCAGGGAGACUUCGAUUUUCGAAUUGCUGCUUCCUUACGAAGUCUCUGAGUGGCCUGGAGUAAGGCUCUGCUUUCGUGAGGCGCCGGGGGAGCCGGACGGGCGCACGGAUGUGUUGCGACACUGCCAAGAAGCUGGCAUGCUUGAGCUGGAGCGUUCUGCCUGGCCCGAUAAGGAGCAAUAUGGACUCGUUCAAACCUUGUCGGAUGAGGCGGAAGCAACAAUCAACGCAGUGGUCUUUGCUUCUGGUAUGGCGCAUCAUCAGUACCUGGCAGCUGCAGGCGACGACGGUGGCUUGCGGGUGUAUGAGAAGCUCUUUAAGCAGGGAAAGGAACAAUAUUGGCUGCGAGCAACGGUAGCGGCAGCCACGCAGACAAGCAUCGUCUCAUUGGCAGCGUCGCCUGGUGCGCAGUAUCUGGCGGUCAGCACUGCGAAUGGCAAGAUUGUCGUGUAUCACCGUGCCCAUAACUACCUGGCGUUGCGGGCAGUUCGAGACGACAGAAAUGCGACAGGGGUGGUGUGGUGUGGUGAAACCCUGGCUGCUGGCGGCCGCAGCGGGAGAUUGGAUAAAUUGAGGCUUCAAGAGAAUGAUGGAAAAUACACGCUGAUGCUUCUGCAAUCAUUGCCAGGUGGUGUAUCACCUGUUACGGCUGUCUCAUGCUCUGAAACGGUGAUUGCUACAGCGAGCACGGACGCGCGUGUCCGCGUGUAUUCGCACGCAGAGCUGCGGCCUACAUUGGACAGAGUCCUCCCGGACGUCAAAGCUGUGGCUUUGUCAGCAAAGUACCUGGCGUCUGCGAGUGCUGAUGGGAGAGUGUCAUUGAGUGGAUGGACACAUUCGUACGAGAAGAGCCGCAAUGAUGCCCAGGAAGCUGUCCUCUCUCUGGCAUUUUCUGAUGAAAGGCUUGCCGCAGGUAGCGCGAACGGAAACGUGUAUGUGUACAAGGUGACUGACGAUCCUGGUUUGCAGCUGAUGUCAGUUCUCAGUCACUCCCUGCAGCCCAUUCGGGCGGUGGCCUGGUCUGGUAAAGUGCUGGCUGCUGGAGGCAACGACACGAAGCUGCGGUUGUAUGCGCUAGAAAACGACUGGGGAAGGGGCGGUGGGGGUUUAGGGUAUAGGGUUUCAGGGUUUAGGGUUUAG
Messenger RNA from Symbiodinium sp. CCMP2592, 9435 nucleotides. The record is from the annotation of a GenBank genome assembly. NCBI's taxonomy places the organism in Eukaryota, Dinophyceae, Suessiales, Symbiodiniaceae.